AUGGUCUCUUGGAAGCAUUGUCUUUUUACCGUGUCUCUUAUCACUGCCCUGAUUUUUGUCUUUGUUUACAAUAACGAGUUAUGGGAGGAGAAGCAUUUUCUGAAGGCAUCUCUGUCCAAUGCUUCACUGUUAGCAGAAGUCUGUCAUCAGAUUUUUAAGGGGAAGGUUUUUUACCCAAGAGAGAAUGCAUUGAAAACUACCCUCAGUGAAUCUACCUGUUACAAGUACAUGGCUCAAAGUCAUUAUAUAACAGAAACACUAUCGGAAGAAGAAGCGGGGUUCCCUUUGGCGUACACGGUGACCAUCCACAAAGACUUUGGCACUUUUGAGAGACUCUUUAGGGCAAUUUACAUGCCCCAAAAUGUCUACUGCGUUCACGUGGAUGAGAAGGCGACAGAUACAUUUAAAGAUGCAGUAAAGCAAUUACUGAGCUGCUUCCCAAAUGCUUUCCUGGCUUCCAAGAUGGAGCCAGUUGUCUAUGGGGGGAUCUCCAGGCUCCAGGCUGACCUGAACUGCAUCAAAGACCUCACAGCGUCCGACGUGCCCUGGAAGUACGCCAUCAACAUGUGUGGGCAAGACUUCCCCCUGAAAACCAACAAGGAGAUAAUUCGGUAUCUGAAAAGCUUUAAAGGGAAAAACAUUACCCCAGGGGUGCUACCCCCCGGUCACGCUAUUGGACGGACUAAAUUCGUCCACCGGGAGCUGUUAAGCAAAAAAAAUUCCUACAUGCUUAAAACAACAAAAUUGAAAACUCCACCUCCUCACAACAUGACCAUUUACUUUGGCACUGCCUAUGUGGCCCUCACAAGGGAAUUUGCCAACUUUGUCCUCCAAGACCAGCAUGCACUUGACUUGCUUUCCUGGUCCAAGGACACUUACAGCCCUGAUGAACAUUUCUGGGUGACCCUCAAUAGGAUCCCAGGUAUGUGUGUCUCUUAA
Odobenus rosmarus divergens (Pacific walrus) is the source of this 939-nucleotide messenger RNA. RefSeq names its product N-acetyllactosaminide beta-1,6-N-acetylglucosaminyl-transferase, isoform A-like. Gene Ontology annotation, cellular component: membrane. Gene Ontology annotation, biological process: transforming growth factor beta receptor signaling pathway. NCBI's taxonomy places the organism in Eukaryota, Metazoa, Chordata, Mammalia, Carnivora, Odobenidae. The coding region runs from base 1 to 939 and encodes 312 amino acids. Gene Ontology annotation, molecular function: acetylglucosaminyltransferase activity. The record is from RefSeq and is a predicted model, not a curated record. The transcript has a single exon.